AUGUGGCAGACAGGGCCCACCAGGGACCCAAGCCGCCUCCCUUUUGACUUCUGCCAGGACUUCGUCUCCCAGCUCAUCCUGGCCGGCUUCGACAUGUGCACCCUCUGCUACAACAAACAUGUCCGCGCCGACUGGGACGCCUCAUGGGAGCAGGAGAGGGAAAAGAGGCCUGGCGGCGGCUGCAGACCCACGGCCAGGGGAGGCCCAUCCUCCGGCGCCGGCAGCCCGGGGCUCCUCCUGCGUCCUCGUGGGCAUCCCAGGCAGCGCCGCAGUGAACGCAGUGCCACUCGUGGCACCCAGAGAUCCAACGUCCUGAACAAAAUCACGACGGAGGGUUUUCGCUCCUUUCGGCCCCUGCAUGGGGGCCCUCGCCGG
Molecule: messenger RNA, 375 nt
Organism: Prorocentrum cordatum
Lineage: Eukaryota; Dinophyceae; Prorocentrales; Prorocentraceae
Source: the annotation of a GenBank genome assembly